This is a messenger RNA of Cylicostephanus goldi, 498 nucleotides long. The record is from the annotation of a GenBank genome assembly. NCBI's taxonomy places the organism in Eukaryota, Metazoa, Nematoda, Chromadorea, Rhabditida, Strongylidae.
CCGUCAACCUCUACCAUCACUUACAAAGAUGAUCAUAAGUUCAAAACUCCUGCUGUUCCACCACGCCGUCUCAAGGAUCGGCCGCAUGAAGGAAAUGGUUCGCGUAGUAAGCCACGAUCUGCUAUCCCGGCAGCGCUUAUCGGUCGCUUGCCAGACCCACUCGGAGAAAAUCGACGCAUUGCUGAUCCAUCUACUUUGGAUCUAGAAAGUUUAUAUAAAGAAGCUGAUGCAGAGGUGACGAGAGUAAACUUCAAUGGCGAUUUGCUUCUUUUGCCCAGUAUAUUAGUCCAUAGUGAUUAUGUUUUUCGACAAGUUGUUUGUGCGGAGACCUACUACAGCCUUUCUGAGGAAGCAAGGAACCACUUGAGGCAAUUCCUCCCUCCAAUCAAAUCGGUAGCUGAGGAACAACAUGCAUUAUCGUGUGCUUUCACUAAGCGUAUGGACCUAGUUCACGGUAAUCCUAUAGAUCGAGUCCAGUCCAAGUUGAAAAGUGGGUAA